AGUUCAUCAGUGACUGCAAGGUAGAGUUUAGUCCCUACAAAUUGCAAUCUCCUUGAUGUGCCGGUGUUUUCUAUUUGGGCGUUCACCAAUAAAUGAGUGACCCAAUUCAAAAUUAGGGACAGGAAGAUAAAUGGAAAAUUUUUAAGAGGCGAAUGUAGAAAUAAAAAUUCAAAGAGGGGGUUAUUAAUAAUUGAGAGUUUAGAGCAAGUGAGUACCAGGCUCAUCGGUUCCGUCAAGGCAGUCACAGAAAUCAUCAUUGAGACGGUCUCUAGUGAAGGAUUUGGAGUCAUCCCUGCAGUUGAUCACCUCUGAACCAUAGUAGUUUUCAUCUGCAUCCGCACAAGAGAAGAAAUUAUUUCAAUUUCAUAUAUAUAUAUAUAUAUAGAGAGAGAGAGAGAGAGAGAGAGAGAGAGAGAGCGAUUCCGUCGACUUUAAUCGUCUACUGAUUCCGUCGGUCUGUACGGAGACACUCACAGACAGAGCAAGACAGACCGCCUGGGGAUACAGAAACAGAUCUUAACGGUGGCACUCUACUCUUCCCUCCCAAUUAUUGAAUCUCCACCGUCCGAUCUCCUCAACAUUGUUCUUCAGAUUCAACUCUCCGGCCGCCCAUCUCCUCUGGACAGUAGUAUUUCCCUCGCAAUUUCAAGAAGUGGUUUCAUUUUCUAGCAUAAGUUUUACGCCAGUUCCACCCCACCAUCUGUGGUCAAGAUGGCAGCAGGUGAGCUUUUGCACGAGUCAUCAGAAGCCGAGGGCGAGGUGCGGGUGUGGGCCCAGAUAAAAACUGAGGCAAAACGUGACGCUGAGUCCGAGCCAGCACUUGCAAGCUAUUUGUACUCGACAAUACUCUCGCAUUCAUCAUUGGAGCGCUCACUGUCGUUUCACUUGGGGAAUAAGCUGUGCUCGUCCACUCUCCUCUCGACGCUCCUCUAUGAUCUAUUCCUCGAUGCCUUUUCCUCUGAUCCCUCUCUACGCGCUGCCACGGUAGCUGAUCUAUGCGCUGCACGUGAACGUGAUCCUGCUUGCGUCUCAUUCUCUCACUGUUUACUCAAUUACAAGGGCUUCCUGGCCUGUCAGGCUCAGCGAGUGGCGCAUAAGUUGUGGAGUCAGUCACGUAAACCACUAGCACUAGCACUCCAGUCACGAAUUGCGGAUGUGUUUUCCGUGGACAUUCACCCAGCUGCAAGGAUCGGUAAAGGUGUUCUGCUCGACCACGCAACGGGCGUUGUGGUUGGGGAGACAGCAGUUAUAGGAAACAAUGUGUCAAUAUUGCACCACGUGACACUAGGUGGGACGGGAAAGGUGGGUGGAGACAGGCACCCAAAGAUUGGUGAUGGUGUACUAAUUGGUGCAGGUGCAACAAUUCUGGGAAACGUGAAGAUCGGUGAGGGUGCAAAGAUUGGGGCGGGGUCAGUGGUGCUUAUCGAUGUGCCACCGUGGACAACCGCAGUGGGGAAUCCGGCAAGGUUGGUCGGAGGGAAGGAGCGGCCCUCUAAACAUGAGGAUGUGCCAGGGGAGUCUAUGGACCAUACCUCCUUUAUAUCUGAAUGGUCUGAUUACAUAAUUUGACAAGUUUCUGCCUUGGUUAUGUUAAUAUCAUGCGAAGCUGUGAGCCUGAGACCUAUAAUCUAUAACGUUUACCUCUGUAAUGCUACAAUGCAGUCAACUGCUAUUUUGUGUAAUGUAUAAAUAUUACAUAAGUUGUUUUUACAAGAAAAUCUCAAGGGUUUGAUUCAA
This is a messenger RNA of Pyrus x bretschneideri (Chinese white pear), 1737 nucleotides long. Its product is annotated as serine acetyltransferase 5. Lineage: Eukaryota; Viridiplantae; Streptophyta; Magnoliopsida; Rosales; Rosaceae. The transcript is spliced from 3 exons. The record is from RefSeq and is a predicted model, not a curated record. Gene Ontology annotation, cellular component: cytosol; cytoplasm. Gene Ontology annotation, molecular function: L-serine O-acetyltransferase activity. Bases 712 to 1569 code for a protein of 285 amino acids.